AUGAUACCCUUGCUGCUGCUCCUGCCGCUAACAGUGCCAGCCCUCGCGAGCAGCGACAAAACGACUGGAGUCGCGCCGGGGCUACUGUCGAAAUAUGCCCCUCCUUCCGGAGACAAAUGGUCGUGUCUAGACGGCUCGAAACAAAUAUCAUGGAAGGCGGUCAAUGAUGACUAUUGCGACUGCAAGGACGGCAGCGAUGAACCUGGCACUAGUGCUUGCGCGAAUAGCACCUUCUAUUGCCGAAAUGACGGUCACAUUGGUUCAACUAUUCCUUCAUGGCAAGUGAACGAUGGUCUCUGCGAGGCUGCGUGCUGUGACGGCUCUGACGAGCUCCCUGGCGUAUGUCCGAACAGAUGCAAGGAGAUCGGAGAAGCGUACAGAACGAAACGCGACGCUGAACGUAAAUUGCGGAAAACCGGCGCCAAAAUACGAUCUACUUAUAUCGCCUACGCCCAUAAAGAGAAGAAACGUCUAGAGUUAUUGUUGCAAUCUAACGUCCAGGAAAUUGCCCUUCAGGAGAAGGAAGUAGAACGCCUGAGAGAUAUCGCUGAGCGGACUGAAUCUAUAUCUGCCGCGGCUCUCGAGCACAAGAAAGAGUCUCCUCUUUACCUGUCGAUUGUCAAACACUCCAACGCCCUCAAAUCUCUGCAGCGCGAACAUAAGAAACACUUGGAACGUGAGAAGGCACUGGGUGACAUUCUGGAUGCACUUCGCAAAGGAUACAACCCGAACUAUCAGGAUAUGGCCGUCCUGGAAGCCGUUCGUGGCUGGGAAUACCUUGCCGGUCUCCCUCAUAUCAAUGAUGUCGGUAAAGAGGACAGUGAAGCCGAAGGCGAUGGGGAGGUGAAAGAGGUGACGGACGAAAAUGUCGCAGAGGUGCUCGAAGAUGGGAUGUGGUCGGAGGAGGACUUGGAGAAAAACCUUGACCCACUGCUGAACACUGACUACGUCUCCCUUUUGUUAGAGCAUGACGAACAUGUUCAAACCCCUGCUUCGGAAUCAGUUUUGUUUGAUCUAGCAUCCUACAUUCCUGACUCCAUUUAUCCACAAUACGAAGAAUGGAAGGACGCAGUCAUCUCGUUGCUAGAGAAAUUGGGUAUCGUGAAACCUUCACCAGAUGCUGCUGCUGAUUCUUCGAAAGCUCGCCAGGCUUUGACGGAUGCAGAGAACAAGCUCAACGACCUCAAGCGCGACCAGGAGCGUGCAAAGGAGGACAUGGAAGACAUCUUCAAUCCCGAAGGCUUCGGUGCUGAAGGCGAGUGGAAGAAGCUUGACGGAACAUGUUUGGAGAAGGACACCGGAGAGUAUACAUACGAGGUCUGUCUCUUUGGCGAAGCGAAGCAGAAGCCCAACCACGGUGGUAGCACAUUCAGCCUAGGAAAAUUCCAAUCCUGGAAUCCUAACAGCGACGUCCCACUCGGCUCUCCAGGUUUCUACUCGAAGCAAACAUACAAGCAUGGCACCCGCUGCUGGAACGGUCCGGAACGAAACGUCAUUCUUGAGCUUUCGUGUGGGCUUGAAAAUGCUAUUCAGAGCAUCAUCGAGCUAGAGAAGUGUGAAUAUCAAUUCACUGUGACGACCCCCGCUCUCUGCCUGCCGUUGGAACCCGAGAAUGGUAAAAGCGCAGGGAGGGAAGAACUCUGA
This is a messenger RNA of Pleurotus ostreatus (oyster mushroom), 1644 nucleotides long. RefSeq lists its product as uncharacterized. Gene Ontology annotation, biological process: N-glycan processing. The record is from RefSeq and is a predicted model, not a curated record. Bases 1 to 1644 code for a protein of 547 amino acids. Gene Ontology annotation, cellular component: glucosidase II complex. The transcript is spliced from 11 exons. Lineage: Eukaryota; Fungi; Basidiomycota; Agaricomycetes; Agaricales; Pleurotaceae.